GGAGGCUCGGGCCGAGCCUGUACUGUUGCUGGCUUCUUAGUUCGUUGAAAAUACAUUUCCAGUGCUUCGAUCGCUUUAUCUUCGGUGGUCUGGUCUGAAACAACGCUUCUCGCUCAUCGUUUCGCUGGUAGAGAGAGAGGGAGUGUGUAGUGGUGUAUAUGCAGAGUGAGAAAGGCAUAUAUACUUGUGGGGAGAGAGAGAGAAAGAGGGAGGCAUUUGGUGCAAGAGCAGCUCAAACAAUUGAGGUCUGAUCGCCAUUAAAGCCGUUCUUUCGGGUUACCAGGAAAAGGAGUAGAAGCGAGGAUAUAUAAUUUCCUGAAGGAAACCAAAUUUCCAAUACAAUUGUCAAUCUGCAGAUUGUAUGCAGAUUGUGGAGAAGGAAAUCGCUACGAAUGUGUGUGAGACCAUCUAAUUAGAACUUCAUACUGUCAACUCUAAUCUCAAUUCUUCCACGAAUCAAGCCAGAAGUUAAUAGCUCUUCAUAUGGACUUUUGCAUUGGCCACAUAGCCUUUCAGACAAGACAUAGUAAAGUAGAGUUUUUUGGAGACCAUACAUGAUGUAGAGCAGAGGGCUUGCAUUGUUUAUGUUGGCUGGGAAACGUUGCAGUUCAUUUCUACUCCGAGCGUAGUUUUCAUAUAGGUUAGAAACUGUAGAAGCUCUAGUGAUUAUUACGUCCUUGUUUGGUGGCAUCUGGAUCUAUCAUCCUGUUAUGCCACAUCCUCAGCCAAAUCAGCAGCCUAGGCUUAAUGACAUGCAGAUGCUACAGCAGCACAUUAUGCUGAAGCAGCUGCAAGAGCUUCAGAGGCACCAACUCCAGGAGUUAGGUGAUCAGAGGCAGCAAAACUAUUUUCACCAGCUAUCUGCAACAAAUAAGCAGGCUUCCAGGGGUCAAUUUUUGCCCCCAAUCAAUGGAACACCUAUUCAUGAUUCAUCACAGACAUUUAGAGUGGGUAACACGGGCCUCAUGCAGCAUGGUGCAUCACCAGCCAUCCAAGAACUUCAAAAUGGAUUUUAUUCUGAAGAACAAAACCAGGAUCUACAUUCAUUGAGUCUGCUGCCCCGACAGCUUGAAGUGUCUCUGUAUGGAACUCCUAUUGCAAGAAAUAAUUUGAGUCAUCUUCAAGGGUUCUCUAAUGAUUCCAUCGAUGUAGUAUCAAAGGCUAGUCAUAAUCAGAUGGAGAGACCUAGGAUGCAGAAAUCAGACUCCAGUAGCUCCUUUUUGGUUGAAAACUGCAAUGCUUCUUCAGACCAGCUUUCCAAGCCAGAUGGAGCUUUCCUAACCAAACAGAUCUUUCAUGGGCAAAACUUGGCUGGUGAAGUUCCUAGUCAAGGUUUCAGUAGUGGAACUCUACCAGAGAACUUCCAGCAGGUGAAUACCCAACUAAGGAAUACACCAGCAUGCAAAUCAAAUGGAAGGCAAGAGCAAGCUGGUUGGCCCCAACACUUUACAGGAGACACAACACAAAAAUUUGAGCGGUCUCAGGGUGUGACUACCCUAGAUCCACUGGAACAGAAAAUUUUAUUCAAUAUGGAUGACAGCAGUUGGACUGCCUCUUUUGGCAGGACUGCUGACAUGGGCUCAGGGGGUUUGCAGAAUACAUUGGAACAUGCACAUUACUUAGGAUCAUUUCCCUCCAUUCAGAGUGGGAGCUGGAGUGCUCUAAUGCAGUCUGCUGUUGCAGAAUCGUCUAGCACUGAUACUGGGUUACAAGAAGAGUGGAGCGGCCUGAGUUUCCAGAACACAGAAGUGUCAACUGAUAACCAGCCCUCAAGUCUUGUGCACAGUGGAAAGCAACAGACUAGUUCGGUUGAUAACAAUGUGAAGAGUGCAUCCUCUCUGAGUGGUAAACCUCAACAUCUAUUCAGUGAUACGAAUAUGAUCUCUGGCUUCCCUGGGUUUGAGCAAUCAGGUGCCCAGUUCUCCAUCAAACAGAAAGAGGGGAUGCUUUCUGAUUCCUCUCACGAAUCUGUGCAGCAGUCUCAACCAAAUCAACCUUUUGGCAGAGACCAACUGAUACAUACAAUUCAACCUCUGGGAAAUGAAUGGCCUAGCCAAAACUUAGAGCAUUCGCAGAGCAGUGGACAGGAACAGAGUGUAUCCCCGUUUAAAAACUGUCACCAACCCUUCAAUAAACUAAUGGGAAGCAAAAUAGACACUAGACAUGCCGUUCUAAAUGUUUGUGACAAUGAGAAUGCUGUAAACAAAUCCUGCAUGGUUGAAAUGCGUGGAGGUGUGUAUGAGGAAAAGGGUCCUGAUGGUUGCAUGUGGAUUACUGAUAAGAGUAAUCUUGCAAGUUCCAUCACAAAUUCAGUGGGUGGAUUGGAGCAGGCAAAAUCUGGUGCAUCCAUCACAAUGGUUGAAAAGGACCUUCAAUUGAAAAACUUUGCUGCCUUUUCUAAUUCAGUUACAACCAAGGUUGACCAAGCAACCAGUCAACAUGCUCCACGGCAUCAUCAGUUCAAUUACUUAAAACAUGUAGCAAAUUCUGUGAAAAAUAAGGGAAAUGAGAUCGUGGGAGAUGGCAAGCAUCACCCAAGUCGUACUCAAGUUUUAGCUACCUCUUAUGAAACAGCAAGUGAAACAUACGAGGAACAACAGAACUUCUACCAAAGGGAGAAAUCUAGUGAUGUAUAUCACCCCAAUGGAUCCCAGCUUAUAGUCAAAGAAGAUGAAGUCAGGGAGAACAUGUGGACACAUGAAAGUGAUUCUCAGCAUGCAGCAAGGGCUAAUCAAAAUUCAUCUGGCCAGGGCUCCCAAGGAUUGACCAGUCAUGAGCAAGGAUAUUUUGGACAGUUCAACUUUGUUGGUGAUGUUUCUAAAAAUGCUGUAAACUUGGGAAAGGAGCAUUUACCUGAUACCCAAAGGAACCUAGAAGCAGCAGAUCGUGAAUCUUGUAGGGAAAAUAGAGGAGCUAAUGUAUCUGCCCCCUUUCAUGAAUCUGUCGGUAUUCACAGUUCAAAUCUAACUUGUCAGACAAGACAAAAUAUGCUUGAGCUUCUUCACAAAGUUGAUCACUCUGGGGAACAAAGAGCAGCUGCACGGUUAAGUUCUACUGAUUCUAGCCCAUUAUUGGAUGUGCCAGAAGCAGAAACUUCUGAGGCAUCCAUGGUGAAAUCAUAUGAUCACUCUUCUGUUUCACCACACUUUGGCUUAAGGUUGGCCCCUCCAACUCAGCGUUUGUCCAAUUCAAACAGUUUUCUCUUGCUGCAGAGCUCUCCACAAUCGGCAAACUCUACUUCAUCAUCCCCGGGAGGUCCUCUGUAUCUAAGAAAUCAGUUUCAAAGGCCAUUCCUGCUUUCUGCACCUGUUGCAAUUCAGUCUCCACAAGCAACAUUGAUGGGUAUGCCAAGCAGAACUCCACAAUUUAAUCAUGCUACACCUCAUGGUUCAUCUCAACAGAUCUGCAUAAACUCUUUUGGUCAACAACUCCCAAUCUUGGAUGCUGUGCCGGUCAGUCAGCCCUCAUUAGCAUCGAGCUUCUCUCACCAACUUGGGUCUUCAACAAGGUUACCUAGUGUAAGGACGAAUUUACCAACUCAACUGCACCUAUCUGGCACAGAGCAUGAUAAGAACUCCAAGAAAGGAAUGGUUUCUCUGGAAUUGGGUGCAGGCUCCUUAAAUCCACAAGUCUUUGACAGUGGUGAUGAGCACCUUGGGAAGAAAAGUUCACAGCAGCAAAUUCCUUCUGAAAUGGUUAACCAAACAUUACGCAGUGGAGGAUUAUUUCAUGAGCAAGAGCCUUUGCUACAGCAUGUCUCUGAAGUCAGUGCUACUGGCUCGGGUUCCUUAAUGGUUCAUUCCGAAAAGCAGAAUGAUACUGCAUGGCAUCCUGACAAACAAAUGCCAACUGUUUCUGCAAGAGAUAUUGAAGCCUUUGGCCGCUCUCUAAAACCAUCUAAUCUCCAUCCUAGUUAUUCUCUAUUUCAUCAAAUGCGCCAUCCAAACAAUGUGGCCACUGAUCCAAGUAGAAGAAUUUCAGACAAUAAUCGUGGAAUGGGUUCCAAUCCAAAUGUUCAGCAGGCAACUUCUGUUGCAGGCCAUCAAAUGAUGUAUGCAAAUAAUUCAACUUCCAAAGAUGUGGCAUCACGGUUCAAUUCAUUCCCAACUAGCGAUGAUAAAAUGCUGAGCUUCUCAUCAGAGGUGGGAGAUGUUCAGCUCGUCAAAGAUUCGCCCCUACCUCAUCUCCGAGAUACUCCAGAAGAGAUUAUCACUCAAGGACAAAGUUAUUCUCACAGUGAUUCUGGUUGUAAUGAUGUGGCAUUGAACAGCUCAGAACAUUCCCAGAUUAGCAUGCAAAUGGCACCUUCCUGGUUUAAGCAUUACAGUACCUUGAAAAUGGGGCACAUGUUGCCAAUGUAUGACACGAGGUCUGGAAAUAAUUCUUCCCAGCAAUUUCCUCUUCAGAAACCGUUUGAGAAUUUGCAUAUGAAUAGUUCUGUGGUCCAAGUAAAUGUUUCUGGUGCUGGGCACGUUACCAGUGUUUGGCCAAUUACAGCUACCACCUUGGCAGCGGGUAAACUAUCACCCCCUUGUGUGUUGCCUCCAGAUGUCAUUGGUCAUAAUUUGUCUGUUACAAGAUCAAAGAAACGUAAAAUUGCAAUGCCUGAGCUUCUACCAUGGCACAAGGAAGUGACACAAGGUUCUAAGAGGCUUCAAACCAUCAGCAUGGCAGAAGUAGGAUGGGCACAAGCUGCAAAUCGGAUUGUUGAGAAGUUAGAAGAAGAGAAUGACAUGGUUGAAGAAAUGCAAUCAUGCCUUAAAUCAAAGAAACGGCUUGUUCAUACCACACAGCUCAUGCAGCAGCUUUUCAGCCCCAUGGAGGAAGCCAUGCUUUCUGCAGAUGCUGUUUCAAACUAUGAGAGCAUGGCUUACGCUUCUGCUAAGCUGGCAUUGGGUGAUGCAUGCAAUUUGAUUUCUCAGUCAAGAAGCAAUUCUUGCCUCUCUUCAAAAUGCUAUGACAUGAUGGCCAAGGACCCUGAAACUUCUGAAAGAUUUGAUGAGCAGCAUCUCUCAAAACUUGUGGAAGACUUGACUGCCCAAACAAAGAGGCUGGAAGAUGACUUCGUCAGAUUGGAUAAGGCAGCAUCAAUUGUAGACAUAAGGGUGGAGUGCCUGGAAUUGGAGAAAUUCUCUAUCAUCAAUCGCUUUGCAAGGUUCCACACCCGGGGACAACCGCGCGCAGCAGAGACCUCAACAUCGUCAGGCACAACUCAGGCUGUAAUGAAGCCAUAUCCGCAAAAAUAUGUCACUGCUUUCCCGAUGCCUAGGGCAGUGCCUGAGGGGGCAAAAUGUCUUUCACUGUGAUAACUCAAGGGCUUACCAUUUUGCAUGUCCCUCAAAAUCCAUGUUCUGCGUUCUGUAGCUCACUUGUUGCUGCCUGAAGAAAACCAACAAAAAGUGCACAAGAAAAAUAAAGGAAUAUAUGGAAGCUCAAGUGCUGGUGAUUCAGGUCAUCUGAUCUUGAAUCUAUCUAGGCCUACUUGGCUCAUUUUUGAGAGUACAUCUAGAUCCUUGUACAUGCUCAUGGGGUUUUGAGGAGAGAACCUGGGAGAAACCCAAUCAUCUUUUUAAAAGAGCAAGUAUGUAUGCACCUUCUAGUCCUUUUCUAGGAUUAUUACAUUAAUCAACUAAAGCUAUCUGUAUGUAUGUACAUCUCGUAGCUGUGGCUUGCAGGCAUUCUUCUUUA
Molecule: messenger RNA, 5688 nt
Organism: Diospyros lotus (date-plum)
Lineage: Eukaryota; Viridiplantae; Streptophyta; Magnoliopsida; Ericales; Ebenaceae
Exons: 11
Coding region: 711-5306 (1531 amino acids)
Source: RefSeq, a predicted model, not a curated record